Molecule: messenger RNA, 4933 nt
Organism: Equus quagga
Lineage: Eukaryota; Metazoa; Chordata; Mammalia; Perissodactyla; Equidae
Gene: RMP24
Product: chromosome 9 C18orf21 homolog
Exons: 5
Coding region: 73-726 (217 amino acids)
Source: RefSeq, a predicted model, not a curated record
GCACGCUAGGAAGCCGGCUUCCGGAGUCAGCUUUUGUCGCCGCAUCCUGGUGGCGUGGGGGCGGCGGUGGCCAUGAGGCAGAAGCACUACCUUGAGGCCGCGGCGCGGCAACUCCGAGAUAGCUGCCCGGGCCAGGCCCGCUAUCUCCUCUGGGCCUACAGUUCGUCUCACGAUGAUAAAAGUGCUUUUGAAGGAACAUGUCCAUACUGUUUCCAGUUGCUGGUUCUGGAUAACUUUCGAGUGCGCCUCAAACCCAAGCCCAAAAUGACACCCAGAAUACAGAAACUUCUUAAUCGAGAAGCAAGAAAUUAUACACUCAGUUUUAAAGAAGCAAAAAUUGUGAAAAAGUACAAAGACUCCAAAAGUGUAUUGUUGAUUACUUGUAAAACAUGCAACAGAACCGUUAAACAUCACGGUAAAAGCAGAAGCGUUCUAUCAGCUUUGAAGAGCAAUUCUACCACUCCUACAAGUAAACUCAGCCUGAAGACACCAGAGAGAAAGACUCUGAGUUCUACAAACCUGAUUCGUGAUAUGUCUGGUUCCAAAGACAAGAGCCCAGCUUUGAUUUUCAGAACACCUACAUCUGGACAGUCAACACCCACUUGCUCCGCGAAGAAUGUGAGCAAAACAAAGAAACACUUCUCUCAACUAAAAAUGUUGCUUAGUCAGAGUGAAUCCCAGAAGAAUCCAAAGGUGGACUUCAGAAGUUUCUUAUCUUCUCUGUAAAAGGUGGACUAAGGAAAUAAGAAAUGUUUAAUGCAGUUUCUGAAACUAAAGUUACUCAGAAAAACAGCUUUUUAAAAACUUCUAUUCUUUAAAUACAUGGAAACUGGGGUCCCGGAGCACACUUUUCCUGGCAUUCUUCAGUGUUUCUGGAGAAGAUCCCUCAGAGUGAAGCACUGAGGCCUGCGUGCCCACAGGGCAGCUACGAGGGUCAGAAUAUAGGAAAGGUCCUCGUAAGUAGUACAGAUAUAUAUGCAUGUUGAGUGGUUAUAUUAUUAUUUUCUCCUCUCUUAAUCAGCAUUUUCCUUAUGUCGUUUUAUUUCAUAAGAAACUGGAGACAUUUCUGGGAAAGUCUCCUCAGUCCUUUCUAGGCGUCUAUAGCCUUAUUGCUAAUUCAGAAAAAGGGUCAAGUGUGUGUGUCCUAGUUUUCCCACAAUCGUCUGCAUAACUGUCUAUUAGUAAAAUUGGAACAUUAUUCCUAUUUUGCAUGCAAAAGUAAAUACAUGGACCAUUCUUGAUUGUAGAUGAUUUAAUCAGAUACCAAAAUUUUCAUUUUUACAGCUUUCUAUUCUUCCUAUAGUAAUAUUUCACUGUUAAGUGGCAUUUAAUUUUCUCUGGUGAAGAUUUAUUUCUAGGUCUAAAAUUUACAUCAGAACAUAACACAGUAACAGUUUAGCUAUCUUAACUCUUUUCUGGAACGUAGAUAUACUUUUUUUAAAUGAUAGGCUAGGAUUUUAUUCAACUUGUUUUUUAAAAACACUUUAAAUAAAUGAUUAGAUACUUUAAACUAUAACCUGUUUCCAAGCGUCUCUGCUCCUUUAAAGUUUAGAACUUAGAUUUUUUUUCAUUAGGGCUUGGCAGACUGAAAGGCCAAGGUUAUUAACAAGAGUUGGUCUUGUAGUUGUGUGAAGUGCAAUUACACUAACGAGUGCCAGCCUCAGAGAGGGAUGGUGAGGGUCAUCAUUCGGAACUUCUUCAGACAGUUAGCCAUAGGCUGUGGGAACUGAGCCUUCCCUUUGUGUCCGCAGCAUCUAGCACAGUACUUUGGUCAUGAAAAAUACUCUCCCUUUCUGGCUAACUUCUCCCUGGAGCAUCUUGAACUCUUCUUGCUCUUCUAUUCGCUUACCCCUCUCCCUGAUCACCCAGUCAUAGUGAGCUCUUUAUAGUUCUCAGAACGUACCAUUUUCCUGCCAGCUUUGGGCCUUUGCACGUGGUUUUGGAGACUGCCCUCCACUUCAACCCCACAGCAUUAUGAGGGGCCACUCUUUUACCACAGUGCUGGUGAUCCUGUAGUUUCCUGUUUCUGCCUGUGAGCUCUUUGCAGGCCUGGGUGAUCUCAUUUCCUGUGCCCCCAGCACCUAGUUUCUUGCCCAGCACAUAGCACAAGCUCUGCAAAUAUUCCUAAGCUACUACAUUUAAAUUUGAAUUUCUUAGCCCACUUGUUCCACACUAAGUUUAGAACUAAGGUCCUUUCCAGCCACAUGACUGAGAAGUGAAUAAGAAGUAGUAAAAGUAGGAAUUCCUAGGUGGGGAGUUGUUCACCUUAUCUCAGUUGCAAAUGAAGGACAUGGAUUCUUGACUUUCUUUUCUGUGAGAGAAGGGUCUUUGGGCAUCUCUAGAGAGAAUAUUAAAAUUAUCGUGUGGACAUAAAACUCUCAGUAGAAAACAUAGGACUUUAUUACCUUGGAGUAAGCAAUGGUUUCUUAGAUAUAACACCAAAAGCACAAGCAACAAAAGAAAAAAUAGAUAAAUUAGACUUCAUCACAGUUAAAAACAUAUGUGCUUCAAAUGAGGACACCGUCAAGAAAGUGAAAAGAUAACCCACUGAAUGGGAGAAAAUAUAUGCAAAUUGUGAAUCUGUUAAGGGACCUAUAUCCAUAAUUAUAAAGAAUUCUUAAAAUUCAAUUCUAAAAAGACAAAACAUGGACAAAGAAUCUGAGCAUACAGUUCUCCAAAGAAAAUAAACAAAUGGCCAACAAGCACAUGAAAAGAUGCUCAAUAUCUAACAGUCUUCAGGGAAAUACAAAUCAAAACAAUGAGAUACCACUUCAUACCCACUAGCUUGGCUAAAAUUACAAGGAUAACAAGUGUCGGCAAGACUGUGGUAAAAUUGGAACUUUCACACAUUGCUCCUGGGAUUGUAAAAUCCGGCAACCACUUUGUAAGAGUUUGGCAGGUCCUCAAAAAGUUAAACAUAGAGUCACCAUAAAAAUGGAAACAACCCAAAUGUCCAUCAACUGUUAAAUGGAUACAUAAAACAUGAUAUACCCAUAGAGUGGAAUAUCAUUCAGCCAUAAAAGUGAAUUACUGAUACAUGCUAGAACAUGGGUGAACCUUGAAAACAGGUUAAUUAAAAGAAGCCAGAUACAAAAGGCCACAUAUCUUAUGAUUCAGUUUAUAUGGAAUAAUAAAUAAUGGGAAGAAUGAGGAGUAACUGCUAAGGAAUAUAGGGUUUUUUAGAGUGAUGAAAAUGUUCUGGAAUUAGUAGCAGUGGUUCCACGACUCUUGAAUAUACUGAAAACCACUGAAUUCUACACUUUUUUAAAAGGGUGAAUUUCAUGGGAUGUGACUUGUCUCAGUAAAGCUCUUCUUAAAAAAAUGAAAAUAAACAUUACCUAAAAAAACUAAAGUGUUGAUACUUAGGUCUGAAUGAAAAUGAUAGUCUUGUAAAGAGGCAGCAAAUGUGCAGUGCAGGUCUCCUCUCACACGUGGGCCUGGUGAGGUCUGUGCUGUGUUCCUCCCAGGCUGAGCUCUGUGAGGGCUGUAAGCCCAGACGUAACUCAGCCAGAAAGCGUUCAGUAUGCUUCUGUCUGUCCUGGGACUAAACUUACCAGUAAAUAUAAAUAGGAAUUUUUCUGAAUAAAAAUCAAUUUGCAUAUAAUACUAGUUAUUUGAAAAGAAAACCCCAAUUUUUCUUUUAAAAAAUAUUAUUACGGAGACAAUUUUUCACAGACUACUAGUUUUAAUUAAGUACAGUUUUUGUUUCCUAUUUUGAUGUUCAAAUUGUUACAUCUUGGCCAAUGAGAGCCCCUUUUAAGCUGGCUUCUUUAUUCUUUCAACCGCAUCAGAACUUUGAAAGCAUCCUUGCUUUUUCGCAAAGAAAACUUCAGGACCAUCUUCAUUCUCUCAGCCCUAAGACAUGGAAGAAGCCACUCUCCAAGAAACCCUGCUACUUUUGAACAGAAAUUAGUAGUGACACAGAAGCAGAAUGUUGGGGAUACUUUUACUGGGGAUAGUAAUGGUAUUGCUACACUAGGCCACUCCAGACGCAGAGCUGGAAAAGAUAAUUUCUUAAAAGUUCUGAGUUCUCAUAUUUAAAAUUUAACUCAACAUUACCAAAUGCCUACUUGAACGUUUUAACCCUUCAAUCAAAUAAUAGUAUCUUUUAUAAUUUGAUAAACCAUAAAAUUAUUCUUUUAAUUAAAAUUCUUAAUUCUGACUGAGAAUUACUUGUUUUGGUGGCAGUACAGCCUACUGGGUAAGAUUGUGAUCUUUGUGGUCCUGCCCUGCAGAACCUGGCUGUGCCAUUUAUUAACUGUGUAAUCUUUGGCAAAUUCUUAAUUUCUCAGAGUCUGUUUCCUUAUAUGUAAAAUGAGGAUAAUAGUACUUACCUGAUAAAGAUGCUGUGAGGACUCAAUGAAAUGGUACAUGAAAAACACCUAGAAGAGUGGAUGGCAUAUUGAAAGUCCUCAAGCAAUUUGUGCUAUUAUCAUAAUUAAUCAAAAAUAUGAAUAUCAACAUCAACAAUAAAACCACGAGAUGAAUAACAAGAUCUAGCUUUACCCUCUGUGGUGGUUGUCCUUUGAAUGCAUCUCACUAAUGAUGUAGGCAAAUUGUUUUGAAGGUAUUGAUAAAAAUUUUUCGUUGUGAUUAUAUUGACAAAGACUCUUGACCAAGCUUUAGACAGGCUUCUCUGAGCCCUUUUUUCUACCAGGCCUUGUCCUUGGGCCCUGUCUUGGGCCUGCCUAGCCCAAUUUUAGCAAGAAUCCUGCUAGGGCGGUUUAGUGAGAAUUCCCUGACCCCUGAUAUCUGAUCACCCUGGCCUGUCUUCAGCAAGAAUCCUGUUAAGUCAGUUUAGCAAGAAUCCCCCUGCACUUGAUGUCUCCUCUUAGUAAUUUUCCAUCCACUGACCCCCUUCACUCUGCUCCUUGGCUACAAUUCCCCAGCUGUCUUUGACAUAUUUGGAGUUGAGCCCCAUCUCUCUCCCCUA